Molecule: messenger RNA, 669 nt
Organism: Fulvia fulva
Lineage: Eukaryota; Fungi; Ascomycota; Dothideomycetes; Mycosphaerellales; Mycosphaerellaceae
Exons: 1
Coding region: 1-669 (222 amino acids)
Source: RefSeq, a predicted model, not a curated record
AUGCAUCACGCAUCAGACGGCGCAACGGACAUCCACAUCAGCAUCAUCGAUACGAAAUACUUGGCACCGGAAAAUGCUCUCAUGAGUACGAUGACUGCUGACAGGAUAUGUGACUACAUAUUUCCUUUCAGGGACGAGUUCUUCGCCUUCGGCACAAUUAGCGGACCAGCUCAUCAUGCCAUACCUUGCGCGGCUAUCAAGGACAGGCUUCCUACUUUCCUCCUGGAGAAUGAAGAGGACGACAUCAUCUACCCUGUCUGUGCAGGCUGGGAGGAAUGCAUCGAAGACGCUGGAGCGAUUGCAAAGCUACUUCCACCCCGGGUUCAAGCUGCGUUCGCGGCUCACUUGCUCGUUAUGCACGACGAAAAGCAUCCCGCUGGCUGCGAGCGCAGGAAUGAAGAGAUCGUGGCGUUUCUAUCCACCUUUGACGAUGGAAUCAUGACCUCUUUGGCCGUGGACGAUACAAUCAUGCAGCCUGGGUUUGCGGCUACACACGGCUACAAUGAGGCCGAUCGCGCUGCUGCCUUGCUGCGCGGUCUUGUAUACAACCAGCUCGGACAAGAGAGUGUCGAAGCACUGAGGCGGACAGCAAAGGCUCCUGAUGAAACCCCAUUCGAGCGAGAGCAGCGGUGGCAUCGAGAAGAGUGUAAGGACGAGGACUCGGGAUAG